AUUUAUUUAUAUUAUAUUAAUAUAUCUAAAUAUCUAUAUCUAUGUUUGUUAGCCAAAACGUUUGCAUCAAUCUUCCCACUCUCUAACGAAAAACUUCCCAUCUUCCCCCACCAUAUAUUCUUCCCAUGUCUCUUUCUACUUCUUGUCUUCAAUAUUGUUAGUUUGUUACCCUCACCCUCCUCUUAUAUAUACACCCCUUUUCAUCUUCCACUUUGCUUUGAUAUGUAUUCAUAAUUUUUCCUUAGCUUUGAGUUGAUCUUAUAGAUCAAAGCCAAAGGGAGAGGACUAUAGUUGGAAAAUAAUAGGGAAAUUAAUUAUAAUUUUCAUAUUCUUGAAUUAGGGUUUUCUCUUCUUACUUUUAUUAAUUUGUUAUAUUUUUCUCUUCUUAGAUAUAGGAAGAUAUAACAUGUGUAGUAGAGGUCAUUGGAGACCAUCUGAGGAUGAGAAGCUUAGAGAGUUGGUGGUAAGCUAUGGACCUCAUAAUUGGAACGCCAUAGCUGAAAAUCUACGAGGAAGAUCAGGGAAAAGUUGUAGGUUGAGAUGGUUCAAUCAAUUGGACCCAAGGAUAAACAGAAGUCCUUUCACGGAGGAAGAAGAAGAACGUCUUAUAACUUCUCAUCGGAUUCAUGGUAAUAGAUGGGCUGUAAUCGCAAGACACUUCCCCGGACGUACCGAUAACGCGGUAAAGAAUCAUUGGCAUGUAAUGAUGGCGAGAAUGCGCCGAGAAAGGUAUAAGAUCUAUGCAAAAGGUCCUCUUGAUCAUCACAUAAUUUUCUCUCCAAAUGGUCAUCAACCAAACUUUGAGAGAACAAAUCUCAAUUCUUUUGUUGAGAAGUAUCACGAAAAGCCUACUUACCCUUGUGUCUCACUUAGCCCUUUCAAAUUUCCCAAGUUUCACUUUCAAGAUCCAAGUUCUUGUUCCACAAUGCUUCAAGAUAAAACUCAAACUCAAUCAGUUGAGUUCUAUGAUUUUCUUCAAGUGGAUUCCAAUAAAAGUGAAGUAACCGAUAAUGCUAGAAAAGAUGAUGAAGAAGUCAAUCAAGAUGUUGUGAAACUGCAGAACAACGAAAACAAUGUUCCAUUCAUUGAUUUUUUGUCUACUGGAAAGUGCUAACAUAGUUGCAAAAUUAAGAGAUGAUUAAAUAUCCAACCAUUUGUAUGAAUUGAGCUUGAUUAAUUAGAACUAUAUCUCGACCUAGGCCUACUCAUGUAAGUUGUAACUAUAUUUCACUAAUCACACACACAUAAUGUAUUUAAGGACAUAUAUGUCCACUUGUAACAUGUAAAAAAAAAUAAAUGAAAACUUCUUUGUAUUGCAAAAAUUGUAAAAAAAUAUUUUAUAUAAUUAUCAGAUAUAAUAUGUUGGU
Messenger RNA from Trifolium pratense (red clover), 1367 nucleotides. Its product is annotated as transcription factor MYB52. NCBI's taxonomy places the organism in Eukaryota, Viridiplantae, Streptophyta, Magnoliopsida, Fabales, Fabaceae. Gene Ontology annotation, biological process: regulation of DNA-templated transcription. Bases 407 to 1114 code for a protein of 235 amino acids. Gene Ontology annotation, cellular component: nucleus. The record is from RefSeq and is a predicted model, not a curated record. The transcript has 3 exons. Gene Ontology annotation, molecular function: DNA-binding transcription factor activity, RNA polymerase II-specific; RNA polymerase II cis-regulatory region sequence-specific DNA binding.